Molecule: messenger RNA, 1902 nt
Organism: Trichobilharzia szidati
Lineage: Eukaryota; Metazoa; Platyhelminthes; Trematoda; Strigeidida; Schistosomatidae
Source: the annotation of a GenBank genome assembly
AUGAAAGAAAUCAAGCAGAGCAAACGAAAGACUUACUAUCAGACAGUUAUGCGACGACUUGUCAGAAGAUACAUACACCAAUCAAAGAAAACAAUGCGACAAGAUGGUGUGAAUGAAGAUGAUCUCUUAGAAAUAAAACAGGAUAUAUCCAGUUUAAGAUUUGAAUUACGCGAAGAUAGAAAACGUGAAAUUGUCCGCGCUGUAUGCCAGCUGGAAACUUUAAAACAAGAACUUGUUGAUGAGUUGGGUAAACAGAGUACAAUUUUACAAAAUGCUACAAUACACCCACAAACAUCACCAACAACAAUGCCAACAACAUCAACAUUACAAACAUCAAUGACAACAUCAUCAUAUCCUAGAGACGAGUUAACCGAUUAUCGAAGGAAACUUUACAAAACAAAACCAUCAAUACCAACCUCGGUAAUAGACUCAAGUGAACAGGGAAAUAUACACUAUAGUACAACAAAUAUUAACACAGGUCAAAAACAACAACAACCCCACCAUCACCACCUUCAGUCGACAUCAAGUGAUUCAAAGAUUAAAGAAGGCGGUCGAAAGAAAUAUUCAUUAAAUUAUGAUAAAGAAUCAAAAGAUAUUUAUAAAGAUCUUAUGCAGUUGGCAUCCAUCAAUGAUAUACCAAUUGAUGUAUUGAAAUUAAAUGAACGCAAUAAUAGAAUAGCUACAAAAGGUUUAUAUAUUGAUGAUUGGAAUCAAUUUAAAAAUGAAAUGAAAAAUGAACUGAAAGAAGAAUUAUCUGCACUACUUAAUAAUAGAUCAGUAGUAUUAGAUAACCAACAGUUAAAUAAUAACACUAGUAAUAGUAAUAAUAGCAGUUAUCAGAAUAUAUCUUCGACACCAAGUGAAAAUCGAUCAAAUAUCAUUCAAUCUACAAAUCAGACGAAAUAUUCUAGUAGAAAAACGUCAGAUAUUGUGAACACUACUCACUCGAGUAAUAUAUUACGUAAGUAUUCAAAACAAAGUGAUUCCAGUGUUAAUCCUAAUAAUAAUAAUAAUAGAGUGAAUAUUAAUGAUCGUUUAAAAUUACUACACACAAGAUAUUCGGAGAAUGUAAUUAUUGAUCUGGCGUCAUCGACACCAGUGACAGGUGUAUCCGGUUGUUCGACAUCAGUGCUACCGGCAUUAAAGACAACAGAAGGUAUAGUAGCAUCAACUCCUCCAGCGGAUACAAUGAUGUCAUCAUCAUCAACAUCAGGAUUACAUGAUAAAUUUACAUCAUCAAAACAUGAAAAUAGAAUGAUGAAAAGUAUAAUGAAUACAUCGACUCGAUCUACUGUUUUGAGUGGUGGUAAUGGUAGUAGUAGUGGUAGUGGGAGUAUGAAUAGUAAGUCAAGAAGACAAAUAAUUGAUUUGGUGAGUAAUGAACAAAAAAACGUAAAUACAUCUGAAAAUUAUGCAACAUCCUCUGAAGAUGUUGAUAAAAGUUGACUCAAAUCUAUGAGACAGAAAAAGAGAAGGAAAUUCAUGAUAGAGGAGAACUACUGAACUAUUACUUUCUUCGUUUCUUCCUUCCAUUCUUCCUCCCUUCAAUGUAUUGUUUUUUACUUAUUAGAAGUACUUUGGGUUGGUUUGACCCUUUUUGGUUUUCUCCUUGACUGGCAAUAAUGUCAGUCACUCACUCACGUACUCAUUGAGUUAUCCAAGGUGAUGGAUGUUUCAAAAUAAAACAUUUAUAUACAUAUACACAUACAUAAGUUACCUUUCUAAACAGUACUACUGUGACUCCCAUCGAUGAUCGCAUGUACACUAAACAUUGUUAUUACUAUUACUAUUAUUAGUAUUAUUCACAACUUUUAAAUGUAAAAACCAAACAAACAAAUGCAUAGUAAUUAAUACAAAGAAAACCCCUUUUCUUUUUGUUUGUUUUUUCCUCCCCUGUAAAAU